GUUUCCCACAACACACAUAGCACAAUUGUCGGCGGUAACACAGAAAAGCACUUUUGUUCAGAGAAUCGCGUUUGUUGAGUCGGAGAAUCUGAAGAUGUCGUCAGGUGCUGCUGCCCCCAACACCGAAGAAGACAAGAAGCCCGAAGCAGGUGGUGCUCACAUCAACCUCAAAGUCAAGGGCCAGGAUGGGAAUGAAGUGUUCUUUAGGAUCAAGAGGAACACUCAACUGAAAAAGCUUAUGAAUGCUUACUGUGAUCGUCAGUCUGUGGAUUUCAAUGCCAUUGCUUUUCUAUUUGAUGGGCGUCGCCUCCGUGCAGAGCAGACCCCAGAUGAGCUGGAAAUGGAAGAUGGAGACGAAAUCGACGCCAUGCUUCAUCAGACAGGAGGUUCUGUUGUCUGAAAGAAGCAACGAUGUUUCUGCCAUAUUAUGAAUAGAAUUAGUUUGUGACUUAGUGCUAGGCUAUAAUGCAUAUUAUGCAUUUUCUAUCUGCUAGCAUAUCAUACAGCCAUUGAAGCUGGACUUUGUAAAGGCGAUGUUUCCUUUGUUAAUAUGGUUAUGAGUGGAUUACAAUAUACCAGUGAAGGUAAUACUCGUUUGUAUUGAGCUUGUUCAAUAAAAUCCAUAUGGGUGGUUGAUAUAUAUAUCUCAACUCUGAAGCAUUUAUUGAA
Medicago truncatula (barrel medic) is the source of this 669-nucleotide messenger RNA. RefSeq names its product small ubiquitin-related modifier 1. Bases 95 to 400 code for a protein of 101 amino acids. Lineage: Eukaryota; Viridiplantae; Streptophyta; Magnoliopsida; Fabales; Fabaceae. The record is from RefSeq and is a predicted model, not a curated record. Gene Ontology annotation, molecular function: protein binding. The transcript is spliced from 3 exons.